Molecule: messenger RNA, 1575 nt
Organism: Penicillium brevicompactum
Lineage: Eukaryota; Fungi; Ascomycota; Eurotiomycetes; Eurotiales; Aspergillaceae
Product: sugar porter family MFS transporter
Exons: 1
Coding region: 1-1575 (524 amino acids)
Biological process (GO): transmembrane transport; carbohydrate transport
Cellular component (GO): membrane
Molecular function (GO): carbohydrate:proton symporter activity
Source: RefSeq, a predicted model, not a curated record
AUGAACUCCUUAUAUAUGGGCCUGACAGGGCGAGCAUUGCGUCUUGCGCAGAUGAUGCUGGUUGUCGCCCCGGGAUUUUUCCUGUUUGGAUACAAUCAGGCCGGUACCGGUCCUUUGGCAACCCUCCCCAGUUGGGUUGCAACCUUUCCUCAAAUCGAUACCAUCAACACGGAAGGUGCUGUCAAGUCACACAAUUCCACCGGAAAAGGCGCCGUGAUCGCUUCUUUUCAAAUUGGUGCUCUUAUUGGAGCACUCUCUUGUACUUUCUUAUCUGACCGUCUCGGUCGCAGGAAGACUAUCUUUCUCGGUGCCAUACUGUCUGUUAUUGGCCAGGUCUUGCAAACCUCCGCUUAUUCCUUGAUUCAAUUCACCGUUGGUCGAAUCAUACUGGGUAUGGGAGUGGGCCAAAUCAGCGUGGCGAUCCCUGUCUGGCAAUCCGAAUGUUCUUCAGCCAAGAGCAGAGGUCGGCAUGUCGUCGCAGAUGGUAUAUUCAUGUGUCUUGGUUAUUCUCUAUGUAACUGGAUUGACUUUGGAUUCAGCGAGCUCCCCGAUACCAAUACUGGACAGUGGAGGGGACCGCUUACCAUUUCAUUCUUACCAUCAUUGAUCAUUCUUGCAUCUAUCUUCUUUUUACCAGAAUCCCCGCGAUGGCUGGUACGCGUUGGCCACUCAGACGAAGCCACCGCCAACCUCGCUGCUCUCAAAGGCUCCGACCCAGAUGAUGACGCUAUUCAGGUGGAGAUAUCCGGAAUCCAGCUAUCUUUCGAGGUCACAUCUGAAUCCAAGGGAGUCCUUCGGGAAAUCUUCUCGAAAAAUGACGAUGAACGUCUCCUCUACCGAUUCUGCUUGUGUAUAGUUCUACAAUUCUUCCAACAAAUGUGCGGCGGAAAUCUGAUUUCGGUCUACGCCUCGACAAUCUUCCAAGAAAACCUAAACCUGGGUUCAGAUCUUUCGAAGAUUCUCGCAGCUUGCGCCUUGACCUGGAAGUGCUUGUGCUGUUUCAUCGCGUUCUUCGCCAUCGACCGUCUAGGUCGUCGUGUCGUAUUCAUGGUUAGUGGGGCUGGGAUGGCAGGUUGUAUGGCAGCAAUGGCUAUUACCACCAGCUUCGGCACCGAGAACAAAAACGCAUCUAUUGCAUCCGCAUUUUUCAUCUUUUUGUUCAAUCUGUUUUACCCCAUCGGCUUUCUCGGUGGUAAUUUCUUGUACUGCACAGAAGUUGCCCCUGUUCGUUUGCGCGUGGCGAUGGCCGCUAUCUCAACUGCAAACCACUGGCUGUGGAAUUUUGUGGUGGUCAUGGUGACCCCGGUGGCACUCGACACGAUCGGCUACAAGUACUACAUUAUGUACGCAAUUUUGUCAGCCUGCAUCCCCGUGCUGGUUUACUUCUUCUACCCGGAGACCAUGAACCGCAAUCUUGAGAUGCUGAACCACGUGUUCCGGGACGCAUCGUCUCCAUGGCAAAUUGUCUCCAUGGCGCGUAAUCUGCCACAGGGCGAAGUCACACCUGCUGAGCUCAUUGCCAAAAACAAGGAAAAGGAUGACGGAUGCUCGACAGAGAUGACGGAGAAUGUCUGA